UGAAAGACGUCACACGCAGCCCAAGCUGCACAGAUUUUACAGGUUGAGCAGCUUUGUUUUGCAAAGUGCAGCACAUGUAGCAAGCUUGUCGUUCAAUUCACUGCAGGUGGCGCCACGCGGACUGCAGUCUAAGCCAGCCGGGGCAGCUCGCUCUCUUUCUACAGAUCUGCGGAAUCUAUAAAAGAUUUAAAACUCUAACCGGAAGCGGGCCCUUCAGUGACGCAAGGAGAUAACCGGAAGAGAUGGAGGUAGUUAGAAACUAUGUGAAAUAGACAUUGGAUAUAGUGUUGUGAUGGAAAUAGAAAGAAAGAGCAAGCAAAUCGAAUUGUUCGCAAUAGGAACUGCGAGAGAAAGGAUAAAGAACAGCAAAACGGUGAAUCCUAGUGAGAAUCAGAAUACGGUUAUUUAAAGGGAGCUAACGAUAUAGAACUAGAAUGAUAAACAAAUAAGGCCAGGUUGUCAGGAGGGAGAAAUACUGCUGCAGUACGUGUAUCACAAAUACAUUUAAAUAACAAAGAAGUUUAACUGUUCAUGUGUGGAAUACCAAGCCGAGUUUAACUACGAUCAAAAACCACCGGCGAGUUUAUAAUUUAGUACUAACCGCACAUUAUACGCGAGAAAGGAAGACAAAACAACUUCACACUCAUUGUCAAUAGAAAUAAACUAAGCAACGGACACAUUCUGACUAUACUCGGAACUACACGCUUAACACAGAAAAUAUGAUUUUAUUAUAUCAUAAAUACUGCAUCGUACUGUUUUCAAAGUGACAGCGAUAUUGUGGCUUUGAUCGUGUAACUUGUCGGUUAUAUUAAGAAUAAAUACAGAACAUUCUUAAUUAAUAAACCGAGCUUCUGAGUGGUUGUCGUUGAUUUUAUAUUGCUGUUAUUGGUACUUUAGACAGUGGUAGUAUGCCGCUACUUUUCUUGGAACGGUUCCCUUGGCCCAGUUUGCGAACGUACACUGGUCUUAGUGCGGUGUUACUGGUUGGCAGUGUACUCAGCGCCUAUCGCACUGUGACCCAGCCAACCCAGGAGGAUCUCGGUGCCGAAGACAACUCUAAAAUUCCGAUCACAGAGCAAGAUUAUGAAGUCCACGACUUCGAUAGCGGGGUGGCUACAAACAUAUUCUGGUACCUCGUUUCAGACAGUUUCUUUGUAUGGGUUCUUGUAAAUACAGCCUGUUGUUUCCUGAUGUUAAUUGCUAAAAUUAUCCAGUGCAUGGUGUUUGGCCCCUUGCGUGUCAGUGAGAGGCAGCACCUGAAGGACAAGUUCUGGAACUUCGUCUUCUACAAGUUUAUAUUUAUCUUCGGGGUCCUGAAUGUCCAGACUGUGGAGGAGGUUGUGAUGUGGUGCCUCUGGUUUGCAGUGUUGGUUUUCUUGCACCUCAUGGUCCAGCUCUGCAAAGAUCGCUUCGAAUAUCUGUCUUUCUCGCCCACCACCCCGAUGAGUAGUCAUGUCCGAGUCCUGUCCCUGCUGGUGUCCAUGCUGCUUUCCUGCUGUGGGCUGGCUGUAGUGUGUGGGGUGGCUGACUAUAUCCAGGGAAUGCACACUGUCGCCUUCAUGGCUGCAGAGUGCCUGCUAGUCACAGUCCGAACAGGUCAUGUCAUCAUGCGCUACACUAUCCACCUGUGGGACCUCAAUCACGAAGGCACCUGGGAGAGCAAGGGUACCUAUGUGUACUACACAGACUUCUUCAUGGAGCUGACCUUGCUCUCCUUGGACUUGACUCAUCACAUCCACAUGUUGCUCUUUGGUAAUAUCUGGCUGUCCAUGGCCAGCCUGGUUAUUUUCAUGCAGCUCCGGUACCUCUUCCAUGAAGUUCAACGCAGGAUUCGACGUCACAAAAAUUACCUUCGAGUGGUUGGAAACAUGGAGGCGAGGUUUGCCAUAGCCACUCCUGAAGAACUGGCUGCCAACAACGAUGACUGUGCAAUCUGCUGGGAUUCAAUGCAAGCCGCUCGCAAACUGCCAUGUGGACAUCUUUUCCACAACUCCUGCCUACGUUCCUGGCUGGAACAGGAUACCUCCUGCCCUACGUGUCGCAUGUCCCUGAAUAUCAACGAGAACAGCAGAGCCAGGGAAGACAGACAGAGGGAGAACUUGGGAGAAAACAUUGGGCCAGUGCCGGGAGCCGAGGCCAGGCCUCACAUCAACCACCACAACCACUUCUUUCAUUUCGAUGGCUCCCGGAUUGCAAGCUGGCUGCCCAGUUUCUCAGUGGAAGUGAUGCACACAACUAACAUCCUUGGUAUUACACAGGCUAACAACUCCCAACUCAAUGCUAUGGCACACCAAAUCCAGGAAAUGUUUCCCCAAAUCCCUUACCACCUAGUGCUCCAGGACCUGCAGUUAACACGUUCAGUAGAAAUUACCACUGACAACAUUCUGGAGGGGAGAAUCCAGGUGCCUUUCCCCACACAACCAAGUGAGCGAGUACCCCUGGAGCUCAGUCCAGGCACCGAUGAGGCUGCUGGAGCCAGUGGAAGCUCCGAGAAUGUACCUAGUGAGCCCGAGGACUUUGAAGCCAGGGGGAGUCGCUUCUCCAAGUCCGCUGAGGAGAGACAGAGAAUGCUUCUGCAGAGGAAGGAUGAGCUUUUACAGCAUGCUCGCAGGCGAUAUCUUAGUAAAAGCCCUGAUCAGGAGGAAGAGGAGGAUGAAGACGAGGAUGAAGAAAGUAUCCUCUUCUCAGAGCGGAGUUCCUCUAGUACAGACUCUCUCACAGUGCGGCGCAGGAUGCUGGCGGCUGCUGCAGAAAAGAGAAUGGAGAGGCAGCAGGACCCUCUGCUAUAAGGACUUCUGGAGGGAGAUACAAUGAUGCUUGAUCUUUAUACCAGCAGCGGCAAAUUCUUCUUGAGUAAACUGACUGGAGCAGUGUCACAGUUAAAAGGAAAAAAAAACUAAAAAAACAACAAAAAAGGCAAAAAUGAAGCGCUUUUUUUUUCCCACAUCUCACUGACAAAAUAAAGUUUUUAAAUGCGAGCAUGACACUUUGCCUAAAUUGCUUGGCUGUUUUUAGGUUGCCUUAGAAAGACAGACCUUUGUGGGACUUUUAUCAUAGACUGUUGCUGUUAACAAAGCCAAAUACUGCAGCAUUUAGCUUUAAAAUCUACCUAUAUAUUUUAGACACAAGCACAGAUGAAAUGACAUGGUAUAUGGCAUUUGGUUUAUCAAAUGCAAAGUGAUUUCUAUUGGUUUAAAUUCCUUUGCCUGUUUACAGUAAGAGUGUUAAAUUAGCCGUCUAUCCAAAUGAUUUAAAAUAGAGAAAGGACUUGUGCCUAUUUUUCGAGAGAUGCUGGCACUUUGUCUGAGAAUCUAGCAGCAGAUCAAGUUGCAGAUUCAGGAAUCGCACACCACUUUAGUAUUUGAAAAUAUUUUGUAUUUGGGAGUGGCAAAACUGUGAACUGUAUUGUUGAGAAGCAAUGGGGAGAAAGUUCUGUCAUUCAUUUUCUGUUUGCCAUAUACAGUAUCGCAUCUAAGGACAGAUUAAUUUUUAACAGAUUACGCAUUUUGGAACCUAUUUAUACAGCAACAUGUUAAACCAUCAAAGGAAUAUAUAACCCAAAUUGUCUGUUUACAGCUUUGUCAAAAAUGGUAUGAGGAUUUGCACAACAAACACGUCUCUAGUGUUUUUACUGAGAAGAAAAUCUUGAAGCUGCAGACAGGAAGCAUACAUUUGCAUUUAUAGUAUUUAUAGUUUUGUUUAACAUUUUGAUAGUCUGAAUAAGCUAGCUUUUGAGUGAAAGAUUAAAAGCAUUAUAUUAAGAACUGCCGAUUUAAAUCUGUAAGUUUCUUAUGAGGGCCAAGUUUGAUAUGUAUUCAGGAUCAAAUAGCGCUCCCGUAAUAUCAGUCAGUCUAGAUAAAGCAAGAGGCUAAUCGAACGCUUAUCAUAAGGACUUAGAAAUACUAAAAGAAACAAGAAAUUACAUUACAAAUGUUUCCACUAGAAGUCUUAUUCAGUAUCUUCUUUUUGGAGACAUUGAAAAGACUUCUGGUCGAAAUGUAUUUCUAAGUUCAGCACUAUUGAAUGUUUAAUAGUUCUGGAUGAUUCAUCAUGAAGACUGUAAGCAUUUACCCACGUUUGCUUUUAGCUCCGCUGUGAUGCUUUUUACAGACUUUAAAGCAGUGCUGAUGCAUAACUCUCAGAUCUCAAAACAAUCGUAUACAAGAGAACAUUUUUCCUAGAUUUAUUUUUACUUGUAAUAAUUUGGCUGCAACACCUGAAGUACAUUGUUUUUUGUAAUUUAAAUGUUGGGAACCCAUGUACCCCAAAUAAUCAACACUAUUAGAGUCACAACAUUUAGUUGCACGCCGAUGAAAUCCAAGCAAUUACCAAGGUUUUGUUGAGAUUUUGUUUGAUUCCCUUGGAGUUUGCACCAGCAUUUACAUUUCCCCUAUGUCAUAAAAAACACUGCUUUAAAAAGAAAAAGCUUUGUAAGAAGCAUUUCAGUGUUCCGGAUGUUGGUGGAGCAUGUUUGAAAUGUCACUGUGUUACUUAGUCCUGCUGAACAAAAAUAUCUGUAGCAAAAGUUUUAAAGGUAUUUGUUAAUCUGGGAACCAUGCAACGACAGCUGUGUUUCUACCAUCUCAAAGUACAGUGUUUUAUAUUGUCAAUCAAUAUGGUACUACCGUCCAUGUUGAGACUUCUACAGAUGGGUUUACCAAUUGAAACUGGAAAGGCAUAACCGAUUUGAUUGUUUUUGAUAACCCCCAAAGCAUUUGUGCCUAAGUAAAAAGAGGAUUACAGCAUAAUGCGCAAUAUAUAUAUAUAUCUAUAUAUCAUAUAUAUAUAUAUAUAUAUAUAUAUAUAUAUAUAUAUAUAUAUAAUCUCUGUAGAAGCUGAUAAGAGUUUUUGUAAAUAGUUUUUUAAUGACAAAAGACUGAUUUUUAUUAUAAACAUUUUGCUCGCUCUGCAAAAGGAAACAAAGCUGCAGAGCUACAAUAGAAGCCUUUAACCAAACCUAACUUAAUUUUCUUCUGUGCAGAGAGCUCCAAAGAGCCUUAAAGUGAUGCAUUUAUUUUACUCUUUUUAAAAAGUUUCCAUUCAUCUAGACUUCAGAUUGUCUGCUGUUUUGUUUGAGCUUUUAUUUGUUCAAUAAAUAAACUGCCAUUA
Acipenser ruthenus (sterlet) is the source of this 5109-nucleotide messenger RNA. RefSeq names its product E3 ubiquitin-protein ligase AMFR-like. The transcript has 13 exons. Gene Ontology annotation, cellular component: ubiquitin ligase complex; endoplasmic reticulum; cytosol. Gene Ontology annotation, biological process: protein K48-linked ubiquitination; ubiquitin-dependent protein catabolic process; endoplasmic reticulum unfolded protein response. The record is from RefSeq and is a predicted model, not a curated record. Gene Ontology annotation, molecular function: ubiquitin binding; ubiquitin protein ligase activity. NCBI's taxonomy places the organism in Eukaryota, Metazoa, Chordata, Actinopteri, Acipenseriformes, Acipenseridae. The coding region runs from base 909 to 2789 and encodes 626 amino acids.